CAUGCUCAACAAAUGAGUGCAGAAGAAAGGACGAUGUGGCAGUUUACCGUAACAGCUGAGGCUUUGAUAACAUACACAUAACAUCACGCUUAGCCUCUUUUUCUCUCCCUUCUCUCUAAACCUCUCACUCUCUACAUUUGGCGGGAGGCAGAGGCGCCCCACCCCACCCCCCCCCCCCUUCUCUCUCUCUUUCCCUCCUUCUCACCUCUUCCGCUUCUCCUGUAUCUUCGUUUUUGUUUCUUUUCUUAUUCACAAAACUGAUCGGCACUGGUAACGAGAUGGGCAGCGGCAGUGGCUCUGGUGGAUGAUGGGAUCUCUACAUUUCCGAUUUCUCCUGGCCGUUUAUGGGGGCCGAAGUGGCGGUUUCUCGGCAAUUGCUAUUGGGGUCAUGGACGUUUCGACGAGGUUGGUGAUCUGGUAUGGUUCUCACGGUUUCCGUCUUGUCCCUCUUCCCUUCCUUUUUUUCCAACCCCAUACCCUCUGUCUUUUGGGUUUUUUCUCACUGAAUCUCUCCUUGUCGCCCCCUUUCUCAGCCGUGCUCUCUUUCCGUUUAAAUCUCCGGUCAGUCUUUCAUUGCAUGUCUCCUUGUCUCCCCCUUUCUCAGCCGUGCUCUCUCUUUCCGUUUCAAUGUCUGGUCAGUCUUUCUCCUGGGUGGUCCGUUUUUGGCCCAACGGCAAGGUGGAUCUGGUGGAUUGGGCGACAUGAUCAGCAUGGCUCCCCCUGUGGUCACUAUUGCGUGCCUUGGUCCUUGCCUAACGGUAUGGUUGAGCUUACGCGGCAGUUUUUAGUUGUUUUGUAUACCGUUUUGUCUCUCAGUUGGGGUGGCCAAUUGCGGCUUGGUGGUUGUCAGAGGCGGCUGUUAGGUGGUGAUGGUGGUUUUCUGUUUGUUUUGAUGGGCGGCGGUUUUGGGUGGCUAUGUUUGAAGAGUUCCGAAAGUUUAGGCUUAUGUUUUGGAUUUUCUUGGGCUGGGCCUAGCUCACUCUGGUGGGUUAGGUUUCUUUUAUGUGCUUUUUUUUUUUUUUUUUUAAUGUUAAGUUAGGGUUCACUUUGUUAUGUAUUUGUUACUUAGGAGUAUAUUUGUACUUUUACUCUUGUCCAUAUAAAUACAAAGUAUGAGAGAGAGAAACCUAAUUUUGGGUUGGCUCUCCUUUUCCCCCCAAUUUCACAUGGUAUCAGAGCGAUACCUGGAGACUCUUGAAGACGAUCAGCAUCCAUCUCGUUGACCUUUACCCAUCGAUCGGUAAGGCUGGAUGAUGAAGACCCAGUACUCGCCGAACACCUACAACCACUUUCCGACACUGUACGACUACUCCUGACGCCGUACGACUCUCGUUGACCUUCACCCAGCCUUUUCGUACUUAUACGAACUGGUUCGUAUCUUCUGGGUUCUCUCGUUGUAGCAGCACCACAACACAUCUACGAACCUGCUGUUCGGUUUUCUGACCACCAACAACCACCCUGAGCCUCGCCGGACCUACACCGGCCUUUCGGACCUUCACUGGACCUCCGGCAACUUUACCCAGUCGAUUUCGUUGAGGUUUCAAGCCUAUUCCAACAAGACCCAGCCUGUUCAAGCUCCUUUCAGAGCUUCUUUUGCUGCCUUGACUGCUGGAACAGUGCUAAGAGCUUGUGGGUACUCGUUUUGCCUUUUUGCUGGUUUGCGGGUGCUGGAAUCUCUGUUUUUUAGGGUUGUUUUCUGCUGGGUGACAUUUGUUUGCCGCUACUGUUGUGUUUUGAGACUGUUUAGAGUUGCAUUUACUGGUUAUUGUCUGCUUUGCGUUGUUAUUCCUCUGUUGAUAUGUCGGAGGAUCCUAAAACUGCUUCCGCUAGUGCCAAAAAUGAGUUAAGUCAUGUUGAGACUCUAGAUAACUCUCCUCUUGAUAUUUUUCAACCAACAACUGCUGGACCAGAACUUGAGACUUGGAAAUCACAAAAUGCUUUGGCUAUGACUUGGUUAUUCAACUCUAUGAUAAAUACUAUUCGUCAUACCUUCUUGCUUCUGGACACUCCAUAUACGGUUUGGAUUACUGUGGCACAAACCUAUUCCCGGAAGGGUAAUGAUGCCCAAGCUUUUGAGUUAAUGAAGAGACUUAGGGGAUUGGAUCAACACAAUCAAUCCCUUGCUGUGUAUUAUGCUAAGUUGAGAGGAGUGUGGCAAGAACUUGAUUAUUAUCGAGCCUUUCAAGCUGUUUGCACUGCUGAUGCCACUACAUUUCAUGAGAUGGUGGAGAAGGAGCACAUUUAUGAUUUUCUUGCUGGCCUUGACAUAGAAUAUGAUCAGAUUCGAGUGCAGGUGCUAGGCCAGGUUCUUUUUCCUACUCUUGGAGAGGCCUAUGCAUGUGUUCAACAGGAGGAGAGUAGACAAAGUACGAUGGUUCAUCCUCCCAUUCCGGAUCGCUCUGCCUUAGUUGACAUUCCCUCUCUGUAAGGACCUGUAUUUUUCGGAUAUUAUUUAAAAGUUUUAUAAAUGUUAGAAAUUGAGGAAAAUGUGAAAUCUAUUGAGUUUAUUUGAUUUGGGGUUAAUGUGUUAGGAUUGCUAUUUGAGGGAGUGCAAGUGUGUUUUGUGUGUGUACUAGUAUAAAAAGGUGUGUGUGUAUGUAGGAGAUCAAAUUCUCCCAUCCCACUCUCUCUCCAUCUCUCUCUCGGCUCCCUCUCACUCUCUUCCUCUCUCACUCAAAAAUCCACCAAAACCCAUACAAACCUACCUCCAAUUGACCUUCUACCCACAUUGUUGAGCUUGAAUUUUGUGGGUUUUGGUCGGAGGAAGAGGAUUCGGUUGAUUUUGAAGUUUUCGGAGUCUAGGGCUUGAUCAAAUCGCGUGGGUUUCGAUCCUUGACAUGAGGUAGGGAUUUCUUACUCUUGUUAUGAGUUUAUGUGAUGAUUAUGUGCCUAAAUCGUGCUUUAGUUCGUUGGAUUUCAACUUUGUGCUCAUUCUUGAUUUUCUGCAAAAUCACCCACUGUAAUGCAUUGGUACCGAUACCUACUUUUUGAGGUACCAAUACCUUAGUACCGAUACCUACUUUUUGAGGUACCGAUACCUUGAUCUCUAAUUGCUCUCUGGAUUGGUUUGGUACGGAUACCUAUGUUUUGUGGUAUCGGUACCCAGUGCUCAAAACACAGUUUUGAGAAUGUUGAAUCCCAUUUGAUUGUAUUUACUCUCGAUCACUUCUAACACACUCUAAAUAUUAUCAAACCAUCCCUAAACUUGAUUACUCGGGUUCCAAAGAUUCGUUGAUCGUUCAAAUCCCUUCGAAACUCGUUGAACGUAAUCUUAGUACCGUUGUGAAUGGAAAUUGUACAGUAAGGUUGUUUAGGUGUACCGUAGGUUAUAUGAGGCGUUGUGGUGAGUGUGAUGAGUCAUCGUGAGUUUGGCUAGUGAUCCGAAAGGUAACUUAGUUUCUCGUGUCCUUGUGAUUUCAUCUUGUUGAUCACCCUAAACUCCUUGAGCUCUUGUUUCAUGAGAUUCAAGCAUAGAGGCUAGUGGUUAGCGAGUCAUAAAGUUACUUAUGAGUUUAGCACAUUGUGUAGAAUGUGGUGUUAUACUCGGGAAAGAAUGUGAACUUGGGAAAUGUUGUCUUCUUGUGUAUGAGUUAAUAAUGCAUGUGUGUAUGUGUGAGUUGAGAAUUUUGAAUUGAGGGUCCUGCAACACAAGAUGUGGUAAUGCGGAGACUCUAGAGGGCCCACAAUGCAAGGUGUGGUAAUGCGGAAACCCAGGUGAAGAGAAUUCACUGUAACGCAAGGUGUGGUAAUACAGUUGAAUGUCUCAAAUGAUGAAGGGAAUUAUGAUUGACUUUUGAAGUUCAUGUCGUUGUUUGGAUUGUUUACUGCUUGAGAUUGUGACCGUUAAAGAAAGAGAUAAACGAUUGAUUCUAUCGAAGUUUUCAAAAGAAAGGAAUUUGGUUUUGGAAUCCAACGGUAUUCCUGAGCGAAUCAACGGUUUCGGUAUUUGGGCACAAAUCAAUGGAUUCCAGCUAUUCAAGCUCAAAUCAACGGAAUUUUGCCAUUAAAGGUCAUGUAUUUCUGUACAUUACAUCUAUUUGAAAACAAAAAUGAACUUUUUAUUAUGAAGGAUUAUGAUGAUGGAUGAAACGGAUUUGAUGACGAGUGAUAAAGAAAUGAGAAAUGAGAUUUUGGUGACGAUAUGGAAAAUGAGAAUGAUAAUGGUUUAGGCUUGGCAAUGAUUUGAUAGAUCCUUCAUAUAGGAUGUCUAGAAUCUCUUGAUCUUAGCGAGUGAUUGUCAUACGUACCUUGGGCAUAACCGUCAUAGUUCUCUCACUCUGGAUGCAUAACUCAUUAUAUUUUCUUAUAACUUGUGUAUAGAUUUCUCUACUGGGCUAGUGUAGCUCAACCUAUCAUUUUCAGGUACAUUGCAGGUCACUGUCAUGGAAUGCUUGGAGUACAUGCUAUUGUUACCGAUUAAAGCUAUUUUCGAAGAAUACUUGUCUAUCUUUGUGAACUAAAUUACAUGGUAUUGUAUUUCUAUUGUGGAACUUUGCAAUUUAUUGGGCAAGUUUGUGGAAUUGGGGACUGAAUUAUCUUUUGGGCUAUUAAUUGUAACUCCUGUGAGGAUUUAAAUCAUCAAAUGUUAUAAUUAUUUAUGUUUAAAAUCGAGGGCGUGACACUCUCCAUGGGAUAUUAAGUAUAAUUAAGGUCAAAUUGGUGAUAAAAGUGGCUCAGUUGAUAAGGAAUUGCUUUGGUGUGACUAUUGCAACAAAACCAGGCAUACGAGGGAAUUUUGUUGGAAGUUGAAUGGUCGUCACUCUCGUGGACGAGGCAGUGGUCGAGACGGCGCAGUGAUUUAAAAAGCGCGUGAAGCGCGCGCUAUAGCGCGAAGCGCAGCGCAGCUCAGCUUCUGCGCUUCGAAGAGAGGCGCUAUAGCGGAGAACAUCAAGGCGCACGUUAUGGCACAAGGCGCAGAGGCGCACGCCUUUUGUUUUUGAUCCAAAAAUUGAUCCAACGGUGCAAAUUUUGCAGAAAAUAGACGCAAUGCACUGAAUAAUUUUGGCUUUUAAGUCUGAUUUCAACCCUAAUCGGCUAAUCGAUCAAAGACGAUACCUACCCAGCACCAGCAGAGCAGCUUCAGCAACAGGCGAUCGACGAUCGAUCGAGAUUACAGCUUCCGGCUUCACUCUUCAGCGAGGUAACCUCCUCCGAUCCUCCUCCUCUUCCUCCUCCAGUCCUCCUCCGGCGACAUCUUCUGGACCUCUGGUUCUUCUUCUUUCUUCUUCUUCUUCUUCUUCUUCCAGUCCUGGGCAAUUUUUUCUUUUUUCUUCCUCCUUUUUUUCAGUCGAUUAUGUCGACUGUUCCUCUCUCUCUCUUUUUUUUUUUCAGUCGAUUCUUUUUUUUUUUUCAUCUUCUGGAGUCUGGACCACUGUUUCUUUUUCUUUUUCUUUUUUUUUUUGUUUCUUUUUCUUUUUCUUUUUCUUCCUCUUUUUCUUUUUCAUUAUGUCGAUUAUGUGUUCAUGGUAUGAUUAUCCAGUGGGCUAUUUCUUUUUCUUUUUUUACAUCCUGGCUCCUGGACAAUUUUUUUUGUUUCUUACUAGGCCAGUGGGCUGUUCCACACUUCCACUGUUUGUUUUUUUUUUUCCAGCAGCUAUAUGUGUUUAUGGUAUUAUUUGUACUUGUUAAUUGUAGAUGACAUCUGAAAAUUCUAGUAAAAAAGACCCUGGUUGGAAGUAUUGCGAAAAGGUUGAUCCACACAAUAUACCAAGUUGAAAUGUAUAUUUUGUAACGAAGUGAAAAAUGGGUGUGUCAAGAAUCAAGCAACACCUUGCAGAAGGAGCUAAAAGGAAUACAGCGGCAUGUCGCUGAUGCCCACCUGAAGUUAGAGAGGAGAUGAGGGAGUUUAUACGUAAAAGGGAUGAAGCAAAUAGUCAAAUUAAGUCUAUACCAGAUUUUGAUGAUGCAAUGAAUGAUGAUGAUUAUGACCUGGACUUGGACGAUGAUAUUAUUGAAUCCAAUCCCCGUUCUCAGAAAUCUUCUACUCAUGGAAGCACAGCCUCUGCAUCUAUUCAUUCUAAGCCUAAGAAACCAAGAAACAUAGGGCCUCUCGACACUUACUACACUCCUGAACUAGAGGUGGUGGUGGAAAAUAAGAAAGUCAAGGGCAAACAGCCAAAAAUUGAUGAGAAUGAACCAUAUAAGAAAAUAUUAAAAGACCGAGCUCAUCAAGCUAUUGCAAGGUGGAUAUAUGAUUGUGGGAUACCUCUAAAUGUUGUGAACAAUGAUAGUUUUGCGCCAAUAAUAGAGGCUAUUGGGCAAUACGGUCCGGGUUUGCCCCCACCAACUUAUCAUCAAGUGCGAGUUCCUCUUCUAAAAAAAGAGGUAGAACAUGUUAACAAGUUGAUGGAGGAGCACAAAAAGGACCAGGAACAAUAUGAGUGUACGCUAAUGAGCGAUGGGUGGACUGAUAGGAAAAAUAGAACAUUGAUGAAUCUUUUGGUGAAUUCUCCGAGAGGGACCAUGUUUUUGAAAUCUAUGGAUGCGUCUGGAAUUGUAAAGGAUGCAGAAAUGAUAUAUGAAUUGCUUGAUGGGUGGAUGGAGCAUAUUGGAGAAGCAAACGUGGUUCAAGUUGUUACGGAUAGUGCCGCGGCAAAUGUGGCGGCAAGGAGGUUGUUGGAGGCAAAACGACCUCACUUGUUUUGGUCUCCGUGUGCUGCCCAUUGCUUGGAUUUGAUGUUAGAAGACAUUUUUAAGUUACCAAAUUUGAAGACAACUUGGGAAAGGGCAAUAAUGAUUCAUGGUUAUAUGUAUACUCGAUCCUCUUUGUUGAAUAUGAUGAGGCAAUUUACCCAGAGGAAAGAGCUCGUUAAGCCGGCAAAAACUCGAUUUGCAACCGCUUUUUUGACUUUGCAAAGGGUUUAUGAACAAAAGGGAAACUUAAGGAAGAUGUUUACUUCAGAGAAGUGGACCAAUAGCAAAUGGGCAAAAGAGCAAGGAGGAAAAGAUGUAGAAAAAAUCAUGUUGAUGGCCUCAUUUUGGAGGAAUGUGCUCCUUGCCCUCAAGUUCGCAUCCCCACUUGUUAAGGUACUUAGAUUGGUUGAUGGAGAAGUCAAGCCUCCAAUGGGAUACAUUUAUGAGGCUAUGGAUCGGGCUAAAGAAACUAUUGCAAAUUCUUUCAAUCAAAAUAAGGAGAUGUAUGAUGAGGUCUAUAAGAUAAUCGACAAGAUGUGGGAAUCCCAAUUGCAUCGGCCUUUGCAUGCAGCUAGUUUUUACUUAAAUCCUGAAUUUUUUUACAAAGAUUCAGAGGCUUGCAAAGUUCCAAAAGUCAUUGGAGGCCUAUACAAAUGUAUCACAAAGUUGAUUCCCAAUAUUGCUACACAAGACCUUAUUUGUGUCGACUUGAUGAAGUAUGAGAGAGCUAAAGAACUCUUCGAUAACGCAAUGGCAAAGAGGCAAAGAAAUACAAGGGCACCAGCUGACUGGUGGGCCUCAUUUGGUCAUGACACUCCCGAAUUGCAAAACUUUGCCGUCAAAGUUCUUAGCCCUUACUUGUAGUUCCUCGGGAUGCGAGCGUAAUUGGAGUGUCUUUGAGCAUGUGAGCAUAUGAUAAUCAAGUUCAUUCAUUGACUUCCUUUAGUUAUGUAUGAUCAUGAAUUUAAGUCCCUUGUAUAAUUAAUUGUUAAUGCAGAUUCACACAAAAAAAAGGAAUAGACUAGCUCAAAAGCGUCUCAAUGAUUUGGUAUUUGUCAAGUACAAUAGAGCAUUGAGACGCUGAUACCUCAAACAUGAUCGCAUUGAUCCUAUAUCCUUGAAAGAUAUUGAUGAGAGCAAUGAAUGGUUGGUUGGGAAGACGGAGGAAGAAGCUGUGUUUGAGGGUGGUGAUUUGAAUUGGGAUGAUGUUGCUUUAGCUUCUGGAGCCGAAGAACCAAGGAAAACAACUAGAGUAUCAAGUUCAAAGUCAACAGACUCAACACCUAUCGCGAAAAUGGCAAAACCAACUCCAAAGGCUAAGACUUCAAAAGGAAAGACAUCUCUUAUAGAUGAGGUAAUUGAAGAGGGAGAAUGGGAGACGGAUGAUGAGGAGGAGGAAGAUGUGGAAUGAUAUAAAUCAGAAUCAUCAGAUGAUGAUGAAAUUGAGGAUGAAGUUCUUGGUUCUGAGAAUGAUGAUCAAUGUCUAUGCAUGACUCUUGAUUUUAUUGCCUUUAAUCCUUUUGUUACGUCUCUCAGGCUAAACAUUACUCCCUCCAUCCCAAAUUAUUUGUCCGGUCCGUAAAACGAUAACUUAAAAAAAAUGCAAAUUUUUAAAGAAAAAAUUCAAACUUUUUUCACAAAUUAAUAGAACUUAUUGACAUCUAGUAAGUUGUUAAAAAAAUUUUAAAUUUUUCUUGCAAAAAUCGUAUUAUUUUUAAGACUCCGUUUUGCGGACCGGACAAAUAUUUUAGGACGGAGGGAGUAUUAUACUAGCUUUUCAUGGAUGAUAUGUUAUGUUUCGUGUUUGGUACUUUCGUUUAACCAUUGACAUGUUAUAUUUUAUGACAUUUGAAAGUUUUACAAGUGUUUGUUUGUGUUGAAAACUUGUUCUAAUAAAAUUUGCCUCAUUGUGAAGGAAAUUUUU
Molecule: messenger RNA, 8557 nt
Organism: Rhododendron vialii
Lineage: Eukaryota; Viridiplantae; Streptophyta; Magnoliopsida; Ericales; Ericaceae
Exons: 3
Coding region: 5836-7497 (553 amino acids)
Source: RefSeq, a predicted model, not a curated record